GAAGAAGAAGAAAGAGGUCAUUUUUUGUACAUAUUGUACUUAAAAUACCAAAAUUUCAAAGAAAUUACAUUGUGAUAUGUCAACAUUUUUCAUAAAAGCCCAUUAUCUCAGAAAGUUUUGAAAAAAAUUCACAAUGAAGACUAGAUUUAAUACAUACGAUAUCAUAUGUAUUACAGUAGAAUUACAAAAACUUAUUGGAAUGCGAGUGAAUAACAUCUAUGAUAUUGAUAAUAAAACUUAUUUAAUUAGAUUACAAAGGAGUGAAGAAAAGCAAAUUUUACUGCUAGAAUCGGGUAAUAGAUGUCACAUUACCAAUUUUGAAUGGCCAAAGAAUAUUGCUCCCUGUGGCUUUAGUAUGAAGAUGAGAAAACAUUUGAAAAACAAACGCCUGGAAUCCUUGAGUCAAUUAGGAACUGAUAGAAUAAUAGACUUGCAGUUUGGAAGUGGAGAAGCAGCAUAUCAUGUUAUUUUGGAACUUUAUGAUAGAGGAAAUAUAAUUCUUACUGAUUAUGAAUAUAUAAUUUUAUAUGUACUUAGACCUCACACAGAAGGUGAUAAAAUCAAAUUUGCAGUAAAAGAAAAAUAUCCUCAAGGUAGAGCUAGGGAGGGAGGUAUAGUAAGCAAAGAAAAAUUACUGGAUUUAUUAACAAAUGCAAAACCUGUUGAUCAGUUGAAAAAAGUUUUAGUUUCAAAUUUAGAAUAUGGUCCAGCUGUAUUAGAACAUGUGUUACUAAAGCACAAUUUUCCAAAUGCUACUAAGAUUGGUAAAAGUUUUAAUCCUACAGAAAGUAUUGAUGAAGUUAUGGAUGCAAUUAGAGAUGCAGAAAAUAUAUUUCAAACUGCCAGAGGAGGUCAAACUAAGGGAUAUAUUGUUCAAAAGAAAGAAGCAUGUCCAGUAUCAGAAACUAACCCAACAGGCGAGUUCUAUUCAAAUCAAGAAUUUCAUCCAAUGCUCUUUGAGCAGCACUCAUCAAUGCCUCACAAGGAGUUUCCAAGUUUUAAUGAAGCAGUUGAUGAAUUUUUCUCUUCUUUGGAAAGCCAAAAGAUAGAAUUAAGAGCUUUUCAGCAAGAGAGAGAUGCAAUGAAAAAGUUAGAGAAUGUUCGAAAAGAUCAUGAUCAGAGAUUAUCUGCUUUAGAAAAGACACAGACAGUUGAUAAACAAAAGGCAGAAUUAAUAACUAGGAAUCAGGAAUUAGUGGAAAGGGCAAUUUUAGCUAUACAAACUUUAUUAGCAAAUCAAAUGUCUUGGGAAGAUAUAUCAGAUAUGGUUCAAGAAGCAGCAUCAAAACAAGAUCCUGUGGCAAAACAUAUAAAGCAGCUGAAAUUGGAAAUAAACCACAUCAGCUUACAAUUAUUUGAUCCAUAUGCUGAUCAUUGUAGUAGUAAUGGAUCUGAUGAUAAUGAUGAUAAGCUACCUCCUAUGGUUGUAGAUAUAGAUUUGGCAUUAUCAGCGUUCGCCAAUGCAAGAAAGUAUUAUGAUCAGAGAAGGUCUGCUGCAAAAAAACAAAAGAAGACAAUAGAAUCCCAAAUUAAAGCAUUGAAAUCUGCCGAAAAGAAGACUAAACAGACAUUAAAAGAAGUCCAGACAAUAACUAAUAUCAACAAAGCCAGGAAGACAUACUGGUUUGAGAAAUUCUUCUGGUUUAUAAGCUCUGAAAAUUACCUCAUAAUUGGUGGAAGAGAUCAACAACAAAAUGAACUUAUUGUUAAAAGAUACAUGAGACCAACUGAUGCUUAUGUACACGCUGAUAUUCAUGGUGCAAGUAGCAUUAUCAUAAAAAACCCAACUGGUAAUCCAAUCCCUCCAAAAACAUUGAAUGAAGCUGGAACAAUGGCCAUAUGUUACAGUGUUGCAUGGGAAGCAAAAGUUGUAACAAGCGCCUUUUGGGUUUGGGGAAACCAAGUCAGCAAAACUGCACCAACUGGUGAAUAUUUAACAACCGGUAGCUUUAUGAUCAGAGGCAAAAAGAAUUAUUUGCCCCCCUCUCAUCUAGUUCUAGGAUUAAGCUUCUUAUUUAAAUUAGAAGAUGGUAGUGUUGAUAGACAUAGGGGAGAGCGGAGAGUUUUGACUGCCAAUGAAGAAGACGUAAUGAGAAUAGCUGAUAGUGUGAUGAGCAAAGAUGAGGUAGAAGUGGAGAUACUUGAUGAAAGUGAUGAAGACGAAGAAGCUAAAACAUCGAUUAAUGUUAAUACAGGUGAAACAGUAGAAACUUUGGUGCCAGAAGAAUCAAACAAAGAAGAUUCUAACAUUGAAGUUACUUUCCCUGAAACUCAAAUUAAUGUUCAACACUCUAAUGAUGAUAAAACCUUAGUAACCCAGUCAGCAUAUGAUUUUGAGAAAGAGCCUGAAGGGGAGAAUGUUAUAUAUCUAGGUGAUGAUAAACCCAUUUUCAUUAAUCAAGGUUUGAAAACCAGAAGUAGAGGCGACAGUGAAUCCCAAAACAAACCUAAAAAUGAAAGAGUCGACUCUAAGAAAGAGAAUAAUAAAACUUUUAAAAGAGGUCAAAAAGGAAAAUUGAAGAAAAUUAAGGAAAAAUACAAAGAUCAAGAUGAAGAAGAAAGAAGAUUAAGAAUGGAAAUAUUACAGGCACCUGGUAAUGGUAAAGAAUCAAAGAAAAAUAAGAAAAAUAAAGAAAGUAAUACCGACAAAAAUAAAAAACCCGUACCAAAAGGUCCAAAACAAAUUGCUCCUAAACAACCAUUAGAAGAGGUUGAUGAUGAUGAUACCACUGUUCAAGCAGAUAUUGACAUGAUAGAUGCCUUAACUGGCUAUCCUGUUACAGAAGAUGAGUUACUAUUUGCAGUUCCUGUUAUUGCUCCUUAUAACACUUUGUCCAACUAUAAGUUUAAAGUUAAAUUAACUCCAGGAACUGCAAAACGAGGAAAAGCUGCUAAAACGGCUGUUGCUAUUUUCCUCAAAGACCGUACUAUAACAUCUAGGGAAAAGGACCUACUGAAGGCUGUUAAAGAUGAGCAACUAGCCAGAAACUUACCUGGGAAAGUGAAACUCUCCGCACCUAAACUACAAACUAUUAGAAAAUGAAUAUGUAUUUAUGUUGUUAAUGAAAUUCAUUUAUAAUUUUUAGAAAUAUGUAUUUAUAUUGUUA
Messenger RNA from Diorhabda carinulata, 3107 nucleotides. It is a transcript of the gene Clbn, whose product is annotated as ribosome quality control complex subunit NEMF homolog. The transcript has 14 exons. NCBI's taxonomy places the organism in Eukaryota, Metazoa, Arthropoda, Insecta, Coleoptera, Chrysomelidae. Gene Ontology annotation, biological process: ribosome-associated ubiquitin-dependent protein catabolic process; rescue of stalled cytosolic ribosome. Gene Ontology annotation, molecular function: ribosomal large subunit binding; tRNA binding. The coding region runs from base 134 to 3043 and encodes 969 amino acids. The record is from RefSeq and is a predicted model, not a curated record. Gene Ontology annotation, cellular component: RQC complex.